Paraphaeosphaeria sporulosa is the source of this 1095-nucleotide messenger RNA. Its product is annotated as ribonuclease H1 small subunit. Gene Ontology annotation, cellular component: ribonuclease H2 complex. The transcript is spliced from 2 exons. Gene Ontology annotation, biological process: RNA catabolic process. The record is from RefSeq and is a predicted model, not a curated record. NCBI's taxonomy places the organism in Eukaryota, Fungi, Ascomycota, Dothideomycetes, Pleosporales, Didymosphaeriaceae. The coding region runs from base 436 to 906 and encodes 156 amino acids.
AAACAAUCGAUCGCAACAUGGACGACAAGAUGGAGUUCUCCACGUCCAAGGAGGUCACCGUGGCGCCCACCACCAAAACCGUAGCCGUCGUGGCAGACCGCCUGUUUCGUUUCGGACGACUCAGGCCCACUGUUGAUAUAACAAGCGUAAAGCUUAUCGCCCCCUCGGCGAUGCAAUCCACAACGGGAUUGUGUUUUGAGUGUGAGGAAGAGUUCGAGGUGGUCUUGCUGUUUGGACAGGGUUGAGCCGCGGCAUCCAGAAUCGCAAGGAUGAAUCGGCCCUAAGCGCGCAGCGCGUGCGCGCGACGCGUCUCCCAAACGAACACUGUGGGUUGGCCUUGACGACGUACAACAUCAUAUCCGCGAUCCAACAAUACCCACAACCAACCCUACUGAUCACCGCCCUAACGCUGUCCUGCACCGUGCGACACUCACCAUGAUAGCCAUACAAUCCGCCAGCGCAAAGAAAUGCACCCCAAACCUCCUCCCCGCCCGCCUCAACCACAACGGGCCCGUAAACGACACAGCGCACUACUGGAAGCCCGAGGUAGACGACAAAGGAACAUCCCACGCCUACCUCCGCGGCCGCCAUCUGCACGGUACCCCUCUCGCCCUGCCUUCAACACACACCGGCGCCGUCCUGCAAAUAACAGAUAAGAAUCUACCACAGAUGCGAACUCAACCCGCGGACGACGAAGAUGACGAGGGCGAGCAGGAGACUGUGGAAGUCAAGGUUGCAGAGCAGAUAGGUGAAUUCGAAGAGGUGGUGGUCUGGGGGCACGGCGGGCAGGUCGAGGAGGGACAGGACAUGUUCAUUAGGGGGAUGAAGGAGUGGAUGGGGUUUGCGGAGGCUAUGCAUGGAGAGGACGAGGACGAAGGCGCCGAAGGCGAGAAGAAAGCAAGUUGAACAAGAGAAGAGUGCAUGAACAGACCAAUGCCCUCACUGAGAAGAAGGAAGCCCAAACAUAGGACAACGCCACUUCCAAGCGGCAUGCUGUGGAUAUACCCCGGCAUUACCCGAAGAUGUCACCGGGAAGACAUGACAGCUAGCUUGAGGAAAGAGCAAGCGGCGCGGAAGGCGCAAGACCGAGAGCGG